AUGGCAACCGCUCCGUUGAGAGACGAUCAGCGUAUCGUAAUCCACUUUGAUUACGACUGUUUCUACGCAUCGGUAUUUGAGGCCGAGCAGCCGAUACUGAAAUCGCUUCCACUGGCCGUCCAGCAAAAGCAGAUCGUUGUCACCUGUAACUACGAGGCUCGGAGGCGAGGGCUACACAAGCUUCAGCUUAUCAAAGAAGCAAAACAAAUCUGCCCAGAUGCCGUCAUUGUCCUGGGAGAGGAUCUCACUAAAUUCCGAGACGUGUCCAAAGAUCUCUACCUCUUUCUCCGGAGUUUUGUCUGGGGAGAGAGAGUCGAGAAGCUGGGUCUCGAUGAGGUGUUUAUGGAUGUUACAGACAUGAUUACUUACAAUGCAGCCUUAUUGAACCAUAGUGACCUGGCACACUCUUUUUUUCAGCUCAACCUUCAAGAUCCCACUGUUGGCUUCGCCUUUGAUGCCAGCAGAAUAUAUGGCCCUACCUAUCCCGAUGGAGCUGGGGACAUGACCGAACCUGACGCCUCACAGCCUUACUUGAAACUUCUUAUUGCGUCUCAUCUCGCUGGCUAUCUUCGUAAUCAACUAGAAGAGCAAAGGGGUUACACUGCCACUGCAGGUAUCUCAACGUCCAAACUUCUUGCCAAAGUAGUGGGGACCGUUCAUAAACCGGACAGUCAGACGACGCUACUUCCACCUUACGCUGCGACAAGAGAACAUGGGGAAAGCAACGUGCUCAACUUCCUGGAUUCGCGUGAAAUACGAGCAAUUCCCGGCAUUGGUUCUAAACUAUCUCGUAAAAUCAUGUCUUAUAUUGCAACUACGAACCACGAUGUGGCCGAAGAUAAAGUCACAAUUCGCGACGUUCGCCUCUCUCCCGGCAUGGGGCCUUCUCUCCUAGAAAAGAUCCUAGGCGGGCCUGGGGCUCCUAGAGACAUCGGAAUGAAAGUGUGGGGCCUUCUUCAUGGCGUAGAUAAUACGCAGGUUGGCGAAGCUCGAGAUUUGCCAACCCAGAUCAGCAUCGAGAAUUCAUAUGGCCAUUUGGAUAAUUUCGAGACGGUUCGCAAAGAGAUGGUAUCGCUUGCGACCAGAUUGGUCCGGCGGAUGAGGACCGAUUUGACAGAAAGCUACGAUGACGCUGAAGCUCCGACUGGUAGCGCCUCCCAAAUACCAAGGUCGGAAACGAAAUUUCGAUGGCUUGCUCGUCCGCGAACCCUCCGUUUGUCUACCCUACCACGGCCAGCGCCAGGCACAAACCAUGCGCAGAUGCGCGGCUACAGUCGCAUAUCGAACUCCGCGCCGCUCCCCCAGUAUGUAUUCAAUCUCGACGAAUCCGUAGACGCUUUGGGAGAACGACUCGUUCGAGAAUCAGCAACAUCUAUGUUCCGUAAACUCCACCGAGAGAGGUCUGUUUGGAACCUGCGUGUUUUAAAUCUCGCAGUGACGAACAUGGUCGAAGUGGCGGGCGAUAGGAAACAUAAUAGCGGCCGAGAUAUUGGUAAGAUGUUUCUACAGCGGGAGACACAGCACGGGCACAUUCCCCCGGAAACAGACGAGAAUUUGACCAUAGCGCCCGCGGCAUCAUGGGAGGACAGUGACGAGGAAGACACAGACAUGCCCUGUAUACCGUGUCCAAUUUGUGGAGCCAGGAUACCCCAUUUUGCACUUGUUGCGCACGAAUUAUACCACUCGAGUUGUGAAUAA
Aspergillus puulaauensis is the source of this 1698-nucleotide messenger RNA. Its product is annotated as putative DNA polymerase iota. The transcript has 2 exons. The coding region runs from base 1 to 1698 and encodes 565 amino acids. NCBI's taxonomy places the organism in Eukaryota, Fungi, Ascomycota, Eurotiomycetes, Eurotiales, Aspergillaceae. Gene Ontology annotation, molecular function: DNA-directed DNA polymerase activity; damaged DNA binding. Gene Ontology annotation, biological process: translesion synthesis. The record is from RefSeq and is a predicted model, not a curated record.